GGAGAAUGGUGCAGCAGGGCAAUAUUGCUUCAAGUAUUACAAUUCGGUCGAUUCCUCUUCCUCCUGCUCUGCUUUUCUUCGACCUUGUAUGCUUUGUUUACCGUCGCUCUCUUAGACCACCAAACAAGCGACAAGCGACAUGGGGUCCGUUACUAGCCCCGCAGAAGCUGUUGCGAGGAUCGCCUACCUCGCCAGCGAUGUCGUUCUCUCCGUCCAGCCUUCGCUGAGCACCGAUUCCGAGUUCUCAUAUCAUUUCUCUCGAUUUAUUACCAACAAUGCAAAGAACUUCGUCUCCAAAUCCCUCCCCGAGAUCGUUCCUGUGCGCCAGAAUGCAGACCCGCUGCUCUCUGCAUACACGCCCCUCCAGGCCGGCAAAUUGGUCUCGGUGACGGCUCCCUCCUCCAUUCUGUUGAACUCGGUACCGCAUUUGUACAAACUCGCCCAAUAUCCCGUUGUCCUGCAUGUGGCGCUCGGAACACCUCAGCCAGACUUCUCAGAGAUUAGCUCCAUUAGACAAUGCGGUUUUACCUUUUUGCAGUCGGAGACACUCCAAGAGGCGCAGGAUAUUGCAUUGACGGCUCAUGCUCUGGCAGUGAGAAGUGGCAAAGGAGUUAUCCAUUUCUACGACCCUAGCAAUUCCGUCCAAGACAAUCCAAUCGCAAUCGAAAGUCGCGAGCUGGUUCAAGCACUUCUUGGGACUGGUAUUAAAGCUUCACACACGGGUGAAACCGAACAGACGCUUUAUGCCAGUAAUGGAAGGACUGCCACCGUCACUGAUCUUGGUCUACCAGAAGUUUCUCCCCCGCAAGCAUCUGCACCGGCGACGAGAGAAGCCCUGUCCCCCGUUGCCGCUCCUACGUCAACCAAUGGACAGACGGAUUUGUCCUCGGCAGCUUCAUCGUCUUCGCGACGACAGAGUUCCUCGGGCAGCAUCGCGCCAUCAUCGAUUGCGACUACCGUCGAAACCCCGGUAUCUCGUCCCGUGAGCGCGACUGACAUAUUUAAUUACGUCAGUGAGAUAUGGGCCGCUGUCUCUCAUAUAACAGGUCGCAGCUAUUCUGCAAUUGAAUACUCAGGACCCCCGGAUGCCGAGGCAGCUCUAUAUAUCUUUGGCUCAACUGGAGUAUUUGUCGACGUUCUCGACGCCGACGAUGUCCCAGCCGAUCUUUCAGGUCUCGGUAUAAUCACCGCGCGGCUAUACCGCCCAUGGCUUGGGAGCGCUGUUCUUCUGGACUCCAUCCCGAAAACGAUCCAGAAGAUUGCGGUACUUGAGCAGAUCAGAAGGAAGACUACGAAAUGGGGCCCUGCGUUUCUUGAUUUGCUAUCAAGUUUGAACCCUGGUGCUGGCGGCCAAAGUGCAAUCUCUCUGGUCCAAUACAGACUCGGCCAAAUUGAUGCAUCAACAGCACUACAGGCACUCCGAGGCAUUUUCCAAAACCUCGCCCCUCCUGUUACACCCCGAAAACACUCUCGACGUCGCGGUUAUUCCCAGGCUGCGGCCAUUUCAAUCCAGAAUCUCAGCAUUGGCCACGAGCUAGAACCUACGAUUGACAGCUUCACCCCUGAACAGCCCGAGGUGGAGAAUUCUUAUCUCAAAAUCCUUGACCAGUUGUUCAGCACCCGACUUUACAUUGCCAAUUUGCUCGACAAGAAGAAUGCAGGCGUCUCCUCCACUGUCGCAGCAUCGCCCGAGUAUGGGUUUGGCUCCUUGCUUGCCCGAACUGAACGGCGGCAAGAAUUCGUAAAGGAGGUGGAAGGGGCUGCGCGCAGCAAUCAGUUCAUCACGGAAUCUCCCAAGCAAUGGUUGUCACGAUGGGCAUUGAACGCCAAUGACUCGGUGAAAGCAAACGAAAUUGCACCGGAGGUGGUUGCACGUUUGUCCACAGAUGGCUCAAGGCUCGCCAAUUCACUCCUCGACCAAAAGGCUUUCUUUUUCAAGGAAUCACAGUGGCUGAUCGGCUCCGAUGCUUGGGCAUAUGAUCUGGGCAAUUCUGGAGUUCAUCAUGUUCUUGCCUCAGGUGCCAACGUGAACUUGCUCAUCAUCGACUCGGAACCGUACUCAGAACGAGCUGCAUCAGAUGCAAUGAGGCGCAAGAAAGACAUUGGUCUCUAUGCCAUGAACUUUGGUAAUGCCUACGUUGCCUCAGUGGCCGUAUACAGUUCUUACACACAAGUACUGCAAGCGAUGAUUGAGGCCGAAAGAUUUAAUGGCCCGUCGGUCGUUUUAGCUUAUCUCCCAUACAACAAGGAAACCGAUUCACCUUUGACGGUCCUGCAAGAAACGAAGAAAGCCGUCGACAUGGGUUAUUGGCCAUUGUACAGGUGGGAUCCGUCUAAUGAAGAUAAGGGAGAGCCUUCAUUCUCGCUCGAUUCCGAACGCAUAAAACGGGAGUUGGAGGAAUUUUUGCGCCGCGACAAUCAGCUUACACAGGUGAUGAACCGUCAUCCUCAAUUUGCUGCUAGCCUUUCAGAAUCGUACGGCUCUGAAGUCCGCAAGCUACAGAAACGCAAAGCGAAGGACGCGUACGAACAGAUGUUGGAGGGCUUAUACGGAGCGCCAUUGACGGUCUUGUUCGCUUCUGACAAUGGUAAUGCUGAAGGUCUGGCCAAGAGACUGGGCAACCGGGGAAAAGCUCGAGGCUUGAAGACUAUGGUGUUCGCCAUGGACGACUACCCGCUUGAGGACCUUCCAAACGAGGAGAAUGUGGUGUUCAUCACCAGCACAGCCGGACAAGGUGAAUUCCCGCAAAAUGGUCGGACAUUCUGGGAAGGUAUCAAAGACGCUGCCGACCUCGACCUUUCUAAUAUCCACUACUCAGUCUUUGCGCUUGGUGAUAGCCACUACUGGCCACGAAAGGAGGACAAGAUUUUUUACAACAAGCCUGGAAAAGAUCUGGACACUCGUGUUCAAUUCCUGGGGGGCAAGCUGUUGACCGCUAUUGGGUUGGGUGACGACCAGGACCCGGACAGCUUCCAAACCGGCUACCAGGAGUGGGAGCCCAGACUCUGGCAAGCACUCAACGUUGCCAACGUGGAGGGUCUGCCAGAAGAGCCACCCCCGUUGACCAACGAAGACAUCAAGAUUGCUUCGAACUAUCUCCGAGGCACCAUUGCGGAAGGACUUGCGGAUACAUCCACCGGUGCUAUCUCUGCGUCGGAUCAGCAGCUCACCAAGUUCCACGGCACCUAUCAACAAGACGACCGCGACUUGCGCGAUGAAAGGAAAGCGCAAGGUCUUGAGCCAGCCUAUUCAUUCAUGAUCAGAUGUCGCCUGCCGGGAGGUGUCGCUACUCCCUCACAAUGGGUUCAGAUGGACGCGAUUGCUUCGGCUCAUGGCAACGAAACCAUCAAGCUGACCACAAGACAAACGUUCCAAUUCCACGGAGUCAUCAAGUCGAAGCUCAAGCCAGCCAUGAGAGCAAUCAACAAGGCCCUCAUGACGACGAUCGCGGCUUGUGGUGAUAUCAACAGAAACGUCAUGUGCUCGAGUUUGCCGACCUUGUCUGAGUAUCACCAGGAAGUCCACGCCGUUUCAAAGAGGAUCUCCGACCAUCUCUUGCCCUCAACCACGGCCUACCAUGAGAUUUGGUUGAAGGACGACACCACUGGCGAGAAAACUCAAGUCGCCGGCGAUGCUGUGCAAGAUUUCGAGCCCCUCUAUGGCCCAACCUAUCUCCCACGAAAGUUCAAGAUCACCAUCGCCAUCCCUCCUCACAAUGACACUGAUGUUUAUGCUCAUGAUGUCGGCCUGAUCGCAAUUCGAUCCAAGGACAACGGCCAUCUAGAGGGGUUCAACAUCCUCGCCGGAGGCGGCAUGGGUGUGACACACAACAACAAGAAGACUUACCCUCGACUGGGAUAUAUGAUGGGUUAUGUCCCUGCCGACGUGGCACACUUGGUGUGUGAAAAGAUCAUGCUCGUGCAACGCGACAACGGCGACCGGAAGAACCGCAAGCACGCACGGUUGAAGUACACCAUGGACGACAUGGGCAACGAAGUCUUCAAGGGGAAAGUCCAGGAGCUCCUCACCCCGCUGGGCAUCACCUUUGACGCGCCACGGCCGUACAAGUUCGAAUCGAACAUCGACACAUUUGGCUGGCUCCGCGACGAAAAGGGCAUGAACCACUUCACCUUCUUCAUCGAAAACGGCCGCGUGGAGGACACGGCGGACUUCGCCAUGCGGACGGGACUGCGAGAGAUCGCCAAGAUCCACCAGGGCGAGUUCCGCCUCACGGGCAACCAGCACCUGAUCCUCUCCAACGUGACCGACGAGGCCAAGCCGGCCAUCGUGGAGCUGAUGAAGAAGUACAAGCUGGACAACACGCAGUUCUCGGGCAUGCGGCUGUCCAGCUCGGCGUGCGUGGCGUUCCCGACGUGCGGCCUCGCCAUGGCCGAGUCGGAGCGGUACCUGCCGACGCUGAUCAGCAAGCUCGAGGCCUGCCUGGAGGCCAACGGGCUGGCGCAGGACUCGAUCGUGAUGCGCAUGACGGGCUGCCCCAACGGCUGCGCGCGCCCGUGGGUCGCCGAGGCCGCCUUCGUCGGCAAGGCCUACGGCGCCUACAACAUGUACCUGGGCGGCGGCUACCACGGCCAGCGCCUGAACAAGCUGUACCGCAGCAGCAUCAAGGAGGACGAGAUCCUCGACAUCAUGCAGGGCCUGCUGGCCCGCUACGCCAAGGAGCGCACCCAGGGCGAGCGGUUCGGCGACUGGACCAUCCGCGCCGGCGUCAUCAACGAGACCACCGAGGGCAAGAACUUCCACGAGAACACCGCCGAGGAGGAGAGCGAUGCCGAGUAACAAAAAGAAGGGGGGUGAAUGCCUCGGUCAGCGGAUCUGUGUGGAGAUUGUGAGCCUGAUCUUGCAGGCGACGUUGAUUUUUUUCCAGAUUGGUAACUUUCGUGAUAGCUUUGCAUAGCAUGGGCGAGGCUUGGGAUUCGAGUAGAUAUAGCAAAAAUUUCAUCACAUUGUGCCGAUGAGAGGAAGUGCAAAGUAGCGAAAGGCGAUGACCAAAACAUAAAGAGCCCUAAAGCCGUGCUCCUCAUACGGGACAAUAUUUGGAUCCUGUUAGGUCUGUCCUCUGGCAUAUCUCCUAGAUUUCUUCGCUCUCUCUGAGCAUUAUUCUAUCUUCU
Messenger RNA from Cladophialophora immunda, 5130 nucleotides. Its product is annotated as sulfite reductase (NADPH) hemoprotein, beta-component. NCBI's taxonomy places the organism in Eukaryota, Fungi, Ascomycota, Eurotiomycetes, Chaetothyriales, Herpotrichiellaceae. Gene Ontology annotation, cellular component: sulfite reductase complex (NADPH). Gene Ontology annotation, biological process: amino acid biosynthetic process; sulfate assimilation. The record is from RefSeq and is a predicted model, not a curated record. Gene Ontology annotation, molecular function: heme binding; FMN binding; sulfite reductase (ferredoxin) activity. The transcript has 2 exons. Bases 140 to 4798 code for a protein of 1552 amino acids.